AUGGCGGAUGAGGAGGCCGUCGCAUCAGAGGAACCGUCUUCUCGCCGCUCCGGCAGCCGCAUGCAGAGAGCGAAGCAGCAGCUGAAGAUUGGGAAGGAACGCAUCAUCCACUCGCUGAGUGGCUCGAAAAAGACCAAAGCACAUCCCCGCCGGGUGGAGGGCGACGAGGAGGACAGCGCGGACAGAACAGGCCCUAACACGGCUUUUUUCUCUCCUCCAUCCUUUCAGCUAACUCAAAUUAUACACGACAGCCACUGCUUUAUUCCCAGACAGGGCCACUGCUGCGUCGCUGGAGGCGGCGAUUUCCUCAUUUUCGGGGGUAAAGACGCAGAAGGAGAGCUCCUCAAUGAUUUUAUACGCUACAUUCCUGGUAUCAACGCUUUUGAGCCUAUGAAGAAAGUUAGAGGCCAGACACCUGUUCCCCGAAUGGGUGCCACGAUGGUCACCUGGGUGAACCCAAAGACGAAUAGAGAGCACGUCUUUCUGUUUGGUGGCAAGGGCCCAGGAGGGGAACUGGCAACGGGCAGCCUUUAUGAUCCGGGUGCUCGGACGUGGACUAUCGUCGCCUCGACCAAGAAGCCGCCAAAGAGGGCUUUCCACAUUUCAGUUGUUUUCGACAAAGUGUUUGUGCAUGGGGGUCAAAGCGGCGAAAGCGUCCUGGAUGACAUGUGGGUAUGGGACGGCGAGGAAUGGAGUGAAGUGCAGUACGACAAAGACACAGAAAGCAUGCACAACUCUUGCGUAUUCGACUCGAAUUGGGUUAUCAUCAGCGGGGGUUACAGCGGAGGCUGGAUAUCCAACUAUGUGCUAUCCGACAUGUACACUUACGACCUGCAAGCAAACUGUUGGUUCACCUUGGAGAUGUGCGGGAUGAAGUCCAACACCUGCCUAAUGCAUCUCGUGUUGCAUGUCCCCACCCGAACAGUGUUUUCUUUUGGCGCGCAAGACACCGAGACAGGCACCGGUCCUGUUUCCUCGGACGUGUAUCGCUUGUCUCCGUUGAUUACAUACGUCAGCUUUGCCUCCCUGCGCAACCAAGUGGAGAGCAUGAACGAAGUCAUCAACCUGAGCUUCGACUCGCAGAGCGAAGGCGUCGGGAGGGCUAUCCGCAAGGUGGACGCCCUGAUGAAGCGACUAGAGACAGUGGAAAGGGAAAUCGAGGGGCUGCGCACCGCCAAUGAGUAUCUCACAAAGCAGCUGGAGGCUGCGCAGGGAGUCGAAGCGAAGGGAAUGGCCAUUGAAGGUACUUUGUUGGACUCCGGCUCUGCAAUAAUACACACAAACGAAAAUUCUUGA
This is a messenger RNA of Cyclospora cayetanensis, 1296 nucleotides long. RefSeq lists its product as uncharacterized. Gene Ontology annotation, molecular function: protein binding. The record is from RefSeq and is a predicted model, not a curated record. NCBI's taxonomy places the organism in Eukaryota, Apicomplexa, Conoidasida, Eucoccidiorida, Eimeriidae. The transcript has 6 exons. Bases 1 to 1296 code for a protein of 431 amino acids.